This is a messenger RNA of Cydia splendana, 6089 nucleotides long. Its product is annotated as pyridoxal-dependent decarboxylase domain-containing protein 1. The transcript is spliced from 15 exons. The record is from RefSeq and is a predicted model, not a curated record. NCBI's taxonomy places the organism in Eukaryota, Metazoa, Arthropoda, Insecta, Lepidoptera, Tortricidae. Gene Ontology annotation, cellular component: intracellular membrane-bounded organelle. The coding region runs from base 90 to 3680 and encodes 1196 amino acids.
CGUCAAAACAAUACGUGACGUUUACAAAUUUUUAUGUUCGGUGAUAUCGCAAUAGCUGCUGUUAAUCUGCGAAAAAUUCGCCACGCAGCAUGGGAGAUGCAUCGGUCGCAGAUACCGAAUCUAACAAACCCAGUCCUCAAAGCGAGGCGCCGUCCGAGACGGACCGGGGUCCUUUCGGCGGGCUGGAAUUUCAAGUUUCAGAAGUGGUUGAGAGGUUGGAAGCAGGAGUGAAUGCUCACGAUGCCGGCGAUGACGAGAGACGGAGGGAACCGCGCAAAAUCAGCGCCGGGUUCUUCGAGCCGGAAGAGACUUCUAUGGAUGAGAUUUUGAAGGUUUUAGAGGAGUUGGUAUUGAAGACGGACCCUAGUUGCGAGAGCGCGGAGCCGCCGCUGCUGCCAACGGACGCGGUGACGCGGGCGGCGAUCCUGUCGCACAGCAUCUCGGCGCUGUUCGGGCGGCUGGAGCGCGGGCACGCCGCGCGGCUCGGGGCGCACAUCGCCAGCGAAACGUCGCGGUGGAUGGCGCACAUGUUCAGACUGGCAGACUACAGUGCCUACUACCAUCAAGAGCAGCUGGAAGGGCUGGUGCGAGUAACUCGAAUGCUGCUGCACUGUCGCUACCCACGCUACCUCGAGGAUGGAGCAUUGGCGUUCGCGACGCGCCUCCCAUGCAUAUACAGCUGCGUGGCGUCUCCUCUAGGCGUCGUACAACAUUUGUGCAGACAGCUCGGUUUGCCAUUAGCCUGCGUGCGGCCUGUACCCCAGCACCCGCGCGGACGUGGCAUGGACGUAUCUGCUCUUGAACGACUCUGCGAAGAAGACUUAGCGGCCGAACGCACACCGCUCCUAGCACUAGGAGCCGCCGGGGCAGCCCCCCUAGGAGGAGGAGAUGACCUCGUAGCCUUGGCAGAUGCGUGCCACCGCCGGGGGCUACAUCUGCACCUGCGUGGGCAUAGCCUUGCGCUGCCCGCGGCGUUGCCCAGAGACGAAAGUUAUAGUAUAGCUGACUCCGUCACACUCACGCCGGGACCUUGGUUCGGCGUUCCCGGCCUCCCUACUGUCACAUUUUACAAAAUUCCAGAGCCUAUGACGGCAAACGAUCAUUCCAAAGGUGUCAAUCCGGCGGGCAGCCGCGAGGGCGCGCUGGCCGCGCUCGGCGGCUUGACGGGCGGCGCGGGGCGGGGGGGCGGCGCGGGCGCGCUGCCGCUGUGGGCCGCGCUGCGCGCCGCCGGCGCCCGCGGACUCACCAAGAGGCUGGCGGGGGCCUUCCGGAACGCGAGGACGGCGAGAGCUAUUGUGGCGGAGGCGGGACUAAAGAUUCUGAGCGCAGAACCCGGCGGCGAUGAACCACCAACCGUAGAUCUAGUUGAGGCAAUAUCUCGGGCAUCGGCAUGCGUUACAUUUCAGUUUGCCCCCGAAGACUCGGAAAAGCCGCCGCCAUAUUACGACAAACUCAACUCGUGGCUCGGACAAGUGCUGCAGCGGGAGGCAGAUAUGAUCAGCAUAGAAGUGUGCGAGACAGAGAGCCACGGCGUGGUGCUGCGCUACUGCCCGCUGGAGGGCGCCGCCACGGGCGCGCUGGACGCGCUGCCGGCCGUGCUCGACGCGCAGGUCCACGUGCUCAGGGCCACGGCUACGCUGAGGGAACCUUUCUUACAGCACGUGGCGGCGCUGCCAUGCCUGGUGGCGGCGCACGUGCCGGGCUGGGCGGGGCUGGGCGGCGUGCGCUACGUGCCGGCCGGCUGGCAGGACGCCGCGCCCGAGCGACAGGACGCGCUCAACAGGCAACUAGUGGAGGCCCUGCGAGCGACGGACGGCGCCUUCAGCUGCGGCGAGGCCGCGGACGGGCGCGCCUGCGUGCGCUUCGGGAUGGUGACCGCCGACACCGACGUGCAGGAGCUGCUGGAGCUGGUGCUGCUGGCCGGCAAGGACGUCGAGGACUCCUCGAGGGAGCUCACCGACAUGACCGAGGUGCUAAAGAAGGGUAUCGAAGAGGCGGUGGCGGACCUGGAGCGCGAGAACGCUCACCGGCUGUGGCAGGAGGGGCUACUGCGCCGCGUGCCCGUGGUGGGCCGCGUCGUGGACUGGUGGGCGCCGGCCGCCGUGCCGCCGCCGCCCGGCCGCCGCCUGCACCUGCAGCACGGCACGCUGCAGCCCACCAGCGACAUCUACAGGUGGGUCGCUGUUACACCCGUACAGGAGGGGCUGCUGCGCCGCGUGCCCGUGGUGGGCCGCGUCGUGGACUGGUGGGCGCCGGCCGCCGUGCCGCCGCCGCCCGGCCGCCGCCUGCACCUGCAGCACGGCACGCUGCAGCCCACCAGCGACAUCUACAGGUGGGUCGCUGUUACACCCGUACAGGAGGGGCUGCUGCGCCGCGUGCCCGUGGUGGGCCGCGUCGUGGACUGGUGGGCGCCGGCCGCCGUGCCGCCGCCGCCCGGCCGCCGCCUGCACCUGCAGCACGGCACGCUGCAGCCCACCAGCGACAUCUACAGGUGGGUCGCUGUUACACCCGUACAGGAGGGGCUGCUGCGCCGCGUGCCCGUGGUGGGCCGCGUCGUGGACUGGUGGGCGCCGGCCGCCGUGCCGCCGCCGCCCGGCCGCCGCCUGCACCUGCAGCACGGCACGCUGCAGCCCACCAGCGACAUCUACAGGUGGGUCGCUGUUACACCCGUACAGGAGGGGCUGCUGCGCCGCGUGCCCGUGGUGGGCCGCGUCGUGGACUGGUGGGCGCCGGCCGCCGUGCCGCCGCCGCCCGGCCGCCGCCUGCACCUGCAGCACGGCACGCUGCAGCCCACCAGCGACAUCUACAGGUGGGUCGCUGUUACACCCGUACAGGAGGGGCUGCUGCGCCGCGUGCCCGUGGUGGGCCGCGUCGUGGACUGGUGGGCGCCGGCCGCCGUGCCGCCGCCGCCCGGCCGCCGCCUGCACCUGCAGCACGGCACGCUGCAGCCCACCAGCGACAUCUACAGGUGGGUCGCUGUUACACCCGUACAGGAGGGGCUGCUGCGCCGCGUGCCCGUGGUGGGCCGCGUCGUGGACUGGUGGGCGCCGGCCGCCGUGCCGCCGCCGCCCGGCCGCCGCCUGCACCUGCAGCACGGCACGCUGCAGCCCACCAGCGACAUCUACAGGUGGGUCGCUGUUACACCCGUACAGGAGGGGCUGCUGCGCCGCGUGCCCGUGGUGGGCCGCGUCGUGGACUGGUGGGCGCCGGCCGCCGUGCCGCCGCCGCCCGGCCGCCGCCUGCACCUGCAGCACGGCACGCUGCAGCCCACCAGCGACAUCUACAGGUGGGUCGCUGUUACACCCGUACAGGAGGGGCUGCUGCGCCGCGUGCCCGUGGUGGGCCGCGUCGUGGACUGGUGGGCGCCGGCCGCCGUGCCGCCGCCGCCCGGCCGCCGCCUGCACCUGCAGCACGGCACGCUGCAGCCCACCAGCGACAUCUACAGGUGGGUCGCUGUUACACCCGUACAGGAGGGGCUGCUGCGCCGCGUGCCCGUGGUGGGCCGCGUCGUGGACUGGUGGGCGCCGGCCGCCGUGCCGCCGCCGCCCGGCCGCCGCCUGCACCUGCAGCACGGCACGCUGCAGCCCACCAGCGACAUCUACAGGUACGUCCAAAAGAAGGCGGAGUCGGAACCGGCGCGCGCACAUUCACCGGCCAGACAACCGGCUACCGACCAGUAGGCAAGUUGGCACACGUUGCUGAUGUUGACACGUGGCACACGACACGUUGCCAACGUUGGCACACUCGCCGCCCACCGUUGACAGGCUCGCCAUGUAAAUCGGCUCGCGAUCUGACCAUUAAGCCGCAUUUAGACUGAUCAAGAACUUGCAUGCGAUUUUCGUUACAUUACGGUGUUUGGUCGAUCGACUGAAGUCAUUGUACUCUGUAGUUAGCAAUGAAUCGAAUAUUGUAUGCUUGCUCUCGCGCCGUAUAAAUGGUGUUUGAGUGUUCAGAAGAAGUGGAAGAAAUUGUUAACAAAUCCAUUUAUCUUUUUAUUUCCAUAGCACCUGCUUUUUGCUUAUUACUAUGUAUAUACACUUGAGGUUACGUCUAGGUAGCUUCAAUUUACAACUAAAUGUUUUAGCCGCCUACAGAUAAAGAAUAACUAAGACAAAAGCAAUUUUGAUUUGUAAAAAUAAAUAAUCAAUAUACAAUGAAAUGGGAGGCCUUUUUAUUAGUCUCCGGGCGGCUAGAAGAUUUGUCAAAUAGUAUAAAAUUGUUUACUUUUUCCUCCAUUUCUCUUGAACACUAUUUUUAGGCUUCACAACGCGACACGCGACAGUUUAGGAUAAAAUAUAACAAUCGGUCCGAUUGUAAAUCUUUAUUCAUUAUAUUUAAUUUUAUAGCUAUAAAUGAAUUGCUCCGUCGGUCGACCGACGACCAAAGAUUGUCGCGAUAAUUUUUCAACAAAAAUGUAAUAUUCCGCCAAUUUUUAAGCAAUAAUUUUAUAGUACGAAUUGAAUAGGCAACCAAUUCAAAGCCCAGUGGCAUUACUUAAAGUAUUAUUUAAUUUGAAUGAAAUUAAGUGGCAACGUGAUUCAUUAUUUAUAGUGGAAUCUUAAAGAUGUCAAGCACUGGAGUUACCUGGUCAAUGCCUUAAUUUUAACUUUAAUUGCUUUACCUAAUUGUUCAACUAUUUUGACUUUUAACGUCGUGAUUUGGCAUUUUUGUGGUAAAACCGUUUGUAGGUAAUUGCGAAAUUCUUGUUGUUUACAUCGAUCGGUGACAUUCGAUCAUGUUUGUUGUCAAACAGUCUCCUUACCCGAUAAAUUAGUACCACUGAAAAUACGCACCAUGGCGAAGGCCGAAUCAUGUUAUGGUAUAAAACAAUUCAUGACAUACAAACAGUGGAGGCUUAUAAUAUAAGUUACUUACUUACUUACUCCGUUGGCUCAGCGACCCAAAAUGAGACUUGGCCUCCGACACAAGACAGCGCCACUUUUCUCGGUCCUGUGCGACCUCUCGCCAAUUGUUGACUCGAAGUUCGCGCAGGUCCGCCUCCACCAUUAAGGGGGGGUUCCUCUCCUUCCACCUUACUCAGGUCCUCUCGGGGCAUGGUUGCUUCGGGAGAUACCUGUGUAGGAGGGCGGGACGGGAACCAACUAUGCAAUGCCACGACUGCGGCAAUGCCGAAGACACGGCGCUACACACGCUGGCCAUUUGCCCAGCGUGGGCUGAUGAGAGGGCCGCACUCGUGGCCGUAGUGGGGACAGACUUGUCCUUGCCAGCGGUGGUAAAAGCCAUGCUUGGUGGGGAGAGUCGAUGGAAGGCGGUGGCCUCCUUCUGCGAGGACGUGAUGGUGCAGAAGGAGGCAGCGGAGCGUAGCAGAGAGGAAGAUCCAGCCUCUCAGCCAAUGCGCCGCAAGCGCGUGGGGUGGCGGCGGUUGGCAUACGACCGCCGGUUACCCCCAUAAGGGCACUUGUGGGCGGCAGGCUCGGGGACGUCUGUCGCCCACACAAAGGUCCCUGCGUGGGCGGGCGCGAUGUGUAAUCAACGCGCCCACUGAGGUGAAGGGGUGAUUUCCCCUAGAGUCGGGUCCGAGUCCGGACGGUCGCUGGCGAGGUUGCGGAAGAGUACUUCGGCGUUCCUGGGACCUCGCCAUAUAGCAGCGAGGCGGCAACAGAGGGGUUUUAGUGGGUAACCCUGGGGUCUCAUUAGCCCACAACAGGGAGUCCCACAUAACCAUCCCGGCCCGACCCCGCGCCGGGUGGUAUGCGUAAAGCAUUUGCCCUCUUAGAAAAAAAAAAAAAAAAGGUCCGCCUCCACCAUGUCGCACCAGCGAUAUCUGGGGCGUCCGACAGGACGUCUUCCUGCUGGACGGCCCAGGUAUGCUCUUAGGUACGUUCUUAUAAUAUAAGUUAACCAUCUAAAAUACGUAAACAAGGUGCUUGAGUGUCGCAGCUCUUAAACGUGUAAAGUUAAGGUACUGGCCACGUGCCUCCUACUGUGGUUAACGAGUACAUUAUAUUAAUAAUUAUGAUUGUAUCCUUGACCGCACCUAUGUCUAUUAAUAAUAAUGGUGAGACUAAAUUAUUAUGUGUACAAAUUUAUGUUAUCAAUAACCUGUAUAAAAUAAAUAAUAUGAACAU